Messenger RNA from Frieseomelitta varia, 3931 nucleotides. RefSeq names its product transcription factor CP2-like protein 1 (gene gem). Lineage: Eukaryota; Metazoa; Arthropoda; Insecta; Hymenoptera; Apidae. The coding region runs from base 107 to 2344 and encodes 745 amino acids. Gene Ontology annotation, molecular function: RNA polymerase II cis-regulatory region sequence-specific DNA binding; DNA-binding transcription activator activity, RNA polymerase II-specific. Gene Ontology annotation, biological process: regulation of transcription by RNA polymerase II. The record is from RefSeq and is a predicted model, not a curated record. The transcript is spliced from 13 exons. Gene Ontology annotation, cellular component: nucleus.
GAGUAGAACCGCGAUUAGAAUCAAAACGAUAGAGGUAGUUUACCCUGAGAAAUAAAGAAACAAACCCGUCUGAGUAGGAGAGCGCUUCGAGAUUUAAGGUCAUUGAAUGGAGCUCGAAUUCAUCAUGGACGGCGGUGCAGACGCUUUGAAUGGGACGAUAUGGUUUCCCAAUACACCGUCACCACCGUACGAACAGCUGUCCCCGGUUCGUCAGAACAGACGUGACCCCAUUGCCACUCAGCACGAUAAGUACAACUCACCGAAGGACUCCCCGGAGGACGGUGUCCAGAUACGUUCGAGCAACGAGUCACCGCAACAUCUCAGCCCGUCUUCCGACAAUACCCCCAAUUGCCAGCAGAGCAGCCUGAAACGUCGGGCCACCGAGCCGUUGCCGCAGAUUACCGAACUCGAGAAGAAACACGCUAGGAGAGAUGCGCACAAUAGGUUAGAGUUCACUGGGCGAUCUGCUGCUAAAGCUGAGUUGGGUAGGAAAUUGGUUGGGAAAUAUGAUAAUGGAUCUGUCGGGAACAAUGGUAGUGGACAAGGAUGGUCAACUCAAGUGGAGGAGCUGGCAGAACAUCUCGCCGCCGAUUUCGAUGGAUCCCUGUCAGCACUCGCAGCAUCCGACCUCGCAACAGCCGUCGCCUCCUAUAACAUGAGCGAAGCCCUGCUCUCCCUUCCAUCGUUGACAGUGUUCAAGCAAGAAGCACCGUCGCCGGAAAACCAACAAAAUUCCAAUUUAAACCACGUGUCACAGAGAACAAUUAAUUCGGCACCACCGAACGGCACUGUCGAGGCUGACAGUAACAAUAAUGGGCAGACAGCAGCUAGUCUUCAUCAGUUGCUUUACUCCUCGAACGAGGAGUAUCCUCCGACGUCGUCCUCGGGAAAUCACGUCUCGUCCUCUCAGCAGGGAAACGACCUCAACGAGGACUGCCGUUUCCAAUACGUGCUUGCGGCUGCCACGAGCAUUGCAACGAAAGUCAACGAAGAGACGCUCACCUAUCUGAAUCAGGGACAAUCGUACGAGAUCAAAUUGAAGAAACUGGGCGAUCUGUCGGCUUAUCGCGGGAAAAUUCUGAAGGAGCAUGCAACGUUUUUGUUUCAGUCGACAAUACGCAUUUGCUUCCAUGAAAGGAGACUUCAGUACACCGAGCGGGAACAGAUGCUCGCAUGGCAACGCGCAAGACCCGGUGAACGAUUGCUGGAGGUCGACGUUCCCCUUAGUUAUGGGAUGGUGGACGUUUGUCAACCAUCUCCGUCCAAUAAUAGCGUGGAAUUCAUGUGGGACCCCACCAAGGAAGUCGGCGUUUAUAUAAAGGUGAACUGUAUUAGCACUGAAUUCACGCCGAAAAAACACGGUGGGGAGAAAGGCGUACCGUUUCGGAUCCAAGUGGAAACGCGACUGCCGGGAGGCCCUCGUUUACAUGCUGCUUCUUGCCAGGUAAAAGUCUUCAAGUUGAAAGGAGCCGAUCGCAAGCACAAACAAGAUCGGGACAAGAUUCUGCGACGACCGGCACACGAGCAGGACAAGUAUCAACCAAGCUACGACUGCACGGUUCUUUCCGACAUUCCCCUAGAUUCUUUAUCGCCAUCCAAUUUGAUCACGCAAAAUGGAGGGAGUCCUUACGCUUCUACAGAGGCAAUAUCACCUCAAACUCGCUCUACUAUAAGUGGCAGUACUUCUCCGGUAGUAGCACCCUUGGCGCUUUCGGUUUCCAAUCCGAGUAUCGUACCACUGGUUCCUGCCUCCGACGCUGCGAAAGAAAAUGUGGGAACAGCACCGGCUCUACCAUCGCCCGCGGCAAUCUUGCCGGAUCAGUCCUGCAUCGAAGCCGAAGUACCGUCGUGUUUGGCUCAAUUAUCACCAGACGCAAACGCGGCACAGACAACCACAUGGCUCCGUGCUGGCCGUUUCAGCGCGUUCGAGUCCACGUUCGCAAGCUUCUCCGCUUCGGAUAUUUUGCGACUCUCUAGAGAUGACUUGAUCCAAAUCUGCGGUCUGGCCGAUGGGAUUCGAUUGUUCAACGCGCUACACUCAAAGGCGCCAACCCCAAAACUCACCCUCUAUUUCUCGUUGGAAGAUAACGGCUCGCUUUGGAGAGUUGCCUACUUAGACAGUCUGACCAGCAGUGCCUUGAUAAACAAGUUACUGAACACCUUGAGUCUGCCCCACGAUCGACUACAUUCUGUACUCUUUCUUGGCCCCCAGGGUAUUCACGUGUUAGUUACUGAUGAACUCGUAGCGAACAUGAAGGACGAGAGCAUGUAUUUCGUUGAAACCAUCAAAGAUAAUGCGAGCGAGCGCUACAAGUUGCUUCUAAAGUCUUCGUCGCGUUCCUAAAAGGUACAAUCAUUAACAAAUUAAUUGCAAAAUUAGUAGAUCUCCAAUAUAUGCUAAAUUUGCCAAACAUGUCUGUGAUUUGAUAAAAAAAAUUUUUUUACGUAAUAGAGCGCAAAAGCAGUCAGAAAUUAGGAACUUACCGAUGUGCUCUUUCUUUUGGUUUUAAUUAUGACAACGGAUUUUAUGAAGGGAUAUCUUAUAAUAAUUUAAUCGGUUUAUGCAGUUAAUAAAUUGAUUUUGAAUUAAUUUUCAACGACUAUUUUAUGCAAUCAGGUAGCAACUUGCUAAUAGACAAGAAUACUUUGCACUACAAUACUCACUAUCGAAGAUCGAAGGUGAUCGAUGCUUUUGACGUUAAAUAGACGUUAUUACGAAUUAUACAUAUAUACAUCAAAUUAUAUAUUUUAUAUAUAUAUAUAUAUAUAUUUUACUUUAUACAAAAAUUUCAAUUAUCUCAAAGAUAAUAUACAAUUUAGUUAAUUUUUCCUUUAUUAGAGUUUAAGUAAAUUGUUUAGUUUGGAAAUUUAUUUAGGAAAUACAUAAGCGGCGGUGAUCACCGCGACCAUUCAAUUCUGGUGCCACGAACAUGUAAAAAUUUAGAAUGCGAGUAAUGUUAUUGUUAUGAUUAUUCAUCAGCGUCGAAUGAAUUGUUAUUUCGAAUUUGUACAUUUUAUUCAGAGCAAGCGAUGUCGCUGACGAAUAUGAUCUCUACACACGAAAUGUAAUAUUUUUUUAUUAUCAUGAUGUCAAGUAGUCACGAGGCCUAAAUGAACGUAGAAAACUCCCAACGAGAAAUCAUUUUGCUAAGGCAAAAGGUGCAAAAAUAGAAAACCAGAUCAAGGUUUCUAUUCUUCGAUAUUAAAAGAAUAUCCUCAAAAAAAUAUAUAAGUGCCUUAAUUUUUUUUUUCUUUGUUUUUUGUUCAUAGCAAAGUGUUAGAAUUUAUUUCAUAGGGGUUUAACAACUAGGAAUAAUGACAACUGCUUUGCCACGAAAAAUCACGUUUCUCAUUACUUCGCAGUACAAACUAGAGAACGAUCGAUCGUUUCCUUGAACAUAGAUCACAGAUUUGUAGAACAUGGACAACAUACCAAGUAUUAUAAUUUACUACCAAAUGUUAGGUAUCGUAAGUUAGGGAUCAUGAAAUGAAUCAGUUCCAGAGUUAACGAUAAAUAAAUACGAAUUCCUGAAUGUAUGUCAAUAUUAUAUGGCUACGAACAUUUUUCUAUGUAUUAUGUAUACUCGAACGUGCCUUUAUACGUAAAUUUGAAUCAGUGGCGUAUCUCAAUGCUCAAAGCGUGUGUCGUUUUACAUCACACGAACGAAUUAUGUAACGAUCUUUUUAGAAUCAGUUAGCGAAAGAGGCGAAACUGUCUUUGUAUAUUUUACUUGAAAUAUUAUUGUAAAAUGAAAUCAAGGGUAGAAAAAUUCUAUCGUAAUACACAGAGGUGUAUUAUUACGAUUGCAUGCUGUAAUAUUUCCAUAGAAAUUUCGGCGUAUGUCAUGAAUGUCACGGCGCAAUAAAUGUUCUUUUUGUUGCCAAAAAUACAUGACCCCUCCCCCAAUAAAUGGACAUAUUUAUUCAUAAA